Plasmodium malariae is the source of this 546-nucleotide messenger RNA. NCBI's taxonomy places the organism in Eukaryota, Apicomplexa, Aconoidasida, Haemosporida, Plasmodiidae. The record is from the annotation of a RefSeq genome assembly.
AUGUUAGGGUUAAAAGAAAGGAUAUCAUAUAAUGGAAGGUACGACGGAAAAGAUACAUAUAAUAGUAGAAAGAGGAAUAAAAAUAAAAACAAAAAUUAUAAUAGAAGUUCAUUAAAUAAAGUGAAAUUCUAUACAGAAAUUAUAGAUUAUAAUAAUGGAAUGUUUGAUGGAAAACAUUUUCAUUUUGAAAAAAAAUGGAUUGAAAAAAAAGAUCACGAUGAUUUUCUCGAAAAAAACAGAAGAAUUUGUGAUAUAACUUUAAAAAAAAUAAAAUUUAGAAAAUACAGAUUUGGAGUUUUUUUCUUGGUAGGUGUAGGCAUUCCACUAUUACCAGGAUUAACAUUUUUGAAUAAUAUUAAAUGGACGGAGAUUAAAAAUAAUACAGUAGGGAAUUUUUUCUAUGAUGCUAUAGAAAAGAUGACAAAUAUUAUGGAUACCUAUUCUUAUGUAGUAUAUUUUAGCAUACUUAUUGUAAUAUUAUCUGUUAUGCUUAUAAUAGGGAUUUAUAUAAUCUUAAGGAAUAAUGAAAAAUAUAGAAAAAAUUAA